ACGCAGACUGCUUCUACAAACAUUUGUGAAAGAAUGGGUCGCUCUCAGGAGCUCUGUGACUCCAAGCGUGGUCCCGUGAUAGGUUGCCACCUGUGCAAUAAGUCCAUCUGUGAUAUUUCCUGGCUACUAAAUAUUCCACGGUCAACUGUUAGUGGUAUUAUAACAAAGUGGAAGCAACUGGGACCAACAGCAACUCAGCCACCAAGUGAGUGGGGUCAGCGCAUGCUGAAGUGCACAGUGUGCAGAAGUCGCCAACUGUCUGCAGAGUCAAUAGCUAAAGACCUCCAAAUUUCAUGUGGCUUUCAGAUUAACACAACAGUGUGUAGAGAGCUUCAUGGAAUGGGUUUCCAUGGC
Messenger RNA from Staurois parvus, 354 nucleotides. NCBI's taxonomy places the organism in Eukaryota, Metazoa, Chordata, Amphibia, Anura, Ranidae. The record is from the annotation of a GenBank genome assembly.